AUUCAACUGUCCGUCAUCUAAAAGACCGCGUCCGCCGCAAUUGUACCCGUUGCCGUCAAUUCCGAGAACCGAUCUUAUCAUCGCUACCCUCGUGUUCUAUUGCCGACGCAACCGCAGCAACCGCCAUCAUGUCCGUGAAAUUUCAGGAUAGGUUCCAGGACCAAGUCGCGCAACAGGUCACGCAACAGGUCACGGAACAAAUUAAGGGCCAGGUCCAGGGACAGUUUCAGGAGGAGGCCGCAAAGUCAAUUCGCCAAGACACAAAGGAAUUGGUGCACAAGGUCGGCGAACGCUUGACUGGCGGAAACCCUCAGAAUGGUUAUAUGGCUAUGUACCUGCGUCAGCUGCAGAAGAACCCUCUGCGCACCAAGAUGUUGACGUCGGGUGUGCUUUCCGCAACUCAAGAAUACUUGGCCUCGUGGAUCGCGAAUGAUGUCAGCAGGAAUGGGCACUACUUCAGCGCCCGUGUUCCUAAAAUGCUUCUCUACGGCAUGUUUGUCGCUGCCCCGCUGGGCCACUUCCUCGUGGGCAUCCUCCAAAAGAUCUUUGCCGGCCGCACAAGCCUGAAGGCCAAGAUCCUACAGAUUCUCUUUAGCAAUCUCAUAAUCUCCCCCAUCCAAAACGUGGUGUACCUAUCGUCGAUGGCUGUCAUCACUGGUGCGCGCACCUUCCAUCAGGUUCGCGCCACCGUUCGCGCUGGUUUCAUGCCCGUCAUGAAAGUCAGCUGGGUCACUUCCCCUCUCGCACUUGCGUUCGCGCAGAAGUUCCUUCCCGAGCACACUUGGGUGCCAUUCUUCAACAUCAUCGGUUUCUUCAUUGGAACUUAUGUCAACACCCACACGAAGAGAAAGCGCCUCGAGGCCCUGAAAAAGCGUUAUGAUCGUCGCGCCGGCCCAGGCAGUGAUUUCGAGCCCAAGGGCUACUAGUAAAUGUAUAUAGAUUCAGACCCUACCCAUCCGGCUCAAGCGGAACGACCCGAACGCCUUCCAUAAUCCUCGGCCCGUCCACACCAUACCUCGGUUGAAUAGAUGCAAUACGUUCCCUCAAGGCAAAGCAAGCCGAAGGCACGGACAAUCUACUUCUUCCCCCUCUCCGCCCCCAAUUACCCCCUUUGCAUGUUUGAUUGAUUCCAUUCUCAUGUUCUAUUCUGAUCUGGCCCCAAGACCAUUCCCUAUCUUGUGUCGUGCCGAGAUGAAGAUAUGUUUGACCGUCACGAUGUAUGUU
This is a messenger RNA of Aspergillus pseudotamarii, 1224 nucleotides long. Its product is annotated as Mpv17/PMP22 family protein. NCBI's taxonomy places the organism in Eukaryota, Fungi, Ascomycota, Eurotiomycetes, Eurotiales, Aspergillaceae. The record is from RefSeq and is a predicted model, not a curated record. The transcript has 5 exons. Gene Ontology annotation, cellular component: cytoplasm; membrane. Bases 129 to 926 code for a protein of 265 amino acids.